Molecule: messenger RNA, 2468 nt
Organism: Pararge aegeria (speckled wood butterfly)
Lineage: Eukaryota; Metazoa; Arthropoda; Insecta; Lepidoptera; Nymphalidae
Product: zinc finger protein 124-like
Exons: 5
Coding region: 142-1617 (491 amino acids)
Biological process (GO): regulation of transcription by RNA polymerase II
Cellular component (GO): nucleus
Molecular function (GO): DNA-binding transcription factor activity, RNA polymerase II-specific; RNA polymerase II transcription regulatory region sequence-specific DNA binding; zinc ion binding
Source: RefSeq, a predicted model, not a curated record
CAAAUCUUGUUGAAUUCUCGCGUAGGCUUAAGGCUAUUCGUCUGUGAUACUUAAAAGAAAUCAGAAAUUUUAUUGAUUUUAUGCGUUUACUACCUUAAAUUUAUAAAAUAAUUACCAAGUAUUUGGAAGAUAAAGUUCAACAUGAACUGCUCCAAAAGCAAUCAUGAUCAAAAUACCCAAAACAACAAUAGAAACUUACUAUUUCACUUGCACGAAGAUCCAGCAUUAGAAGACUUUUUAAAUGUUUGCCGUAUUUGUGCCACAAUAGCAGAUGAAGUGUGCCCAAUCUUUUAUGAACAUAGCCAAUGUGAUGACAUAGCAGGAAAAAUUAACCAGUAUCUACCAAUUAAGGUGUCAAAAGAAGAUGGACUGCCUCAAGUGAUUUGUGUGCAGUGCCAGAGCACUAUCCUAGCGUGGGAUGAGCUGGUCAAGUGCUCUGUCCAGGCCAAUAUGGUGCUGCAACAGAAACUGUCAGUUAUGAGACUACUGGACCCAGAAAAAGCAGAAGAAGAAAUAGUGGAAUCUACAAAACCGCCCAUAGAAACUACGACGCCCCGACGUGACAGCUUUGACACUUACUUUCUAGACCAUGAGGAAAAUGAUAGUAGCAAUCUUAAACUUGAUACGGAAAGCGAUGCAUGGCAAACGAACACUAUUGAUAACGCCUCAGAUGAAGAUGACAAACCUUUAGCUGCCAUAGCUAAAUCAAAAUCUGAUUUAUUCCAGAAUUUUUAUAACGCACUAGUGAAUUUUCGAGACCAUUUUGUAACGGAGCAUAACAACCAGGACAACGCUUGUUCUGACUUUUCAGACACGAGUGACUCUGAAAAUUUAAAUGAAACAGAUUCAGCAAAAGUAGAUUUAAGCAACUUCGAUGACCUAACGGAUUGUAACAUGAGAAAGGAUAAAAUGGACGAACAGACCCGGACAGAGCUCAGCCAAGCGCAAUCAAAAAUAAACGGGAAAGUUUACUACACUUGUAAAAUUUGUGGGAAGCAUCUCAGUUCGACACAUACGUAUAUAUUCCAUCAGAGAAUACACACCGGAGAACGGCCUUGUAUCUGCCACAUUUGUGGAAAGCAAUUUCGUGCCCCGAAUGGGCUGCAGCGACACGUGACGGAGACACAUGAAAAACAGCGCUGGUACACUUGCAUCAUUUGUAUGAAAAACUUCGCCAAUUCACAAAAUUUGAAACAGCAUUUGAGGAUUCACACUGGCGAGCGACCUUUCGUGUGUCCCCACUGCGGCAAGAGGUUCACGCAGAGCGGUUCUUUGCACGUGCAUCUAAAGACGCACAGCGACCACUACCCCCACCACUGCGCAGAGUGCGGCGCUAAGUUCAGACUCAGGUCGGGUUUGACACGACACCGGUUGAAACACACUGGACAGCGGCCACACGUCUGCGUGCAUUGCGGUAAAGGCUUCAGACAGAAGCAUGAACUCAACAGCCAUAUCCUUGCGCAUACAGACUCGAAACCUCACACGUGCACAGUUUGCGGGGCCGCGUUCCGACAGCGCAGGGCUUUGAGGCACCAUUGCAAACGACUACACCAAAAUGAAGUGAGGGAAACACAGAUGGCAAAUGUGUACAAUCAUGUUGGGCAAUAUGAGGGAUAAAGCUUUAUUCCGGAAUUAGACGGUUCUUUUUCGUUUGUUAUUAGUAUUAACAUUUAUUUAAUUGUUAUAUGUACAUAUUUAUUCACACAAUUUAAUUUGGGGUUCAUUCAAAAGUGCUUACAUUUAAUAUGUAGUACAAUGAAAUGAAAUAUUGAAUUCCUUAGUUUCUCUUAAAAUAAUCAACCCAACGAGAACCGUCUAAUUAAUGUGGAAUGCACAAUUAUUAUACCCUCUUACUCUGAUAUGUUUAUAUCUCUGUAACUACUUUUUUUUUCUUUGGUGUAUAAUAAUGAGUAUUCUUUCAUUCAACCCACCCGUCGAAAUAUAUUUAAAUAUAAAUUAUGGACCAAAUAUAGUAAAUAUUUUCAACUCAGAACACUGUUUUUUAAUUUUCUUCCCUUGGCUCCUGAUAAGGAAAUGUUAACAUAAAAGCGCGACAAAUGCAGCAUGACUGUACAAUAAUGUUCAGUGGAAUUGCGCGUGCGUUAGAAAUUUGCGCUGUGGGAGUGUAUAUUAUUUUCCUUAAAAAUAGCCCUGCAGAAUAGUUUUUACGAGAAUAUUUAAUAAUGAAAGAAAGGUGUUGUUAUGAAAGAUCAUUGUAGUAGAAACACAUCAAACAAACGCGUACAAGACAGCCAAGUACUUAAACAUGCCCUAGAUCGGUUGAUGUUUACGGUAAAAGUACUAUCUAUUCAGCCUCUGAUUUACGAUUUUAACAAGUCGUAGAAAAUCUGUGCGUUGACGUUCCCUCCGAUUUGAGAUUGAGGGUUAAAUAGAAUCCAAAAAUAAAUAAGAAGGGAGACAGGUAACUAAGAUGUUACGCACCCUACGCACAUGUUUAGAAAAGAAAG